Knipowitschia caucasica is the source of this 1266-nucleotide messenger RNA. The record is from the annotation of a GenBank genome assembly. Lineage: Eukaryota; Metazoa; Chordata; Actinopteri; Gobiiformes; Gobiidae.
AUGACUGACCCAGCGGAGACUGCAGCCGUUCGUUCUGCUAUUCAGACCCAAGGAAAGAGACUUUCGAACCAUGAGAAGAUGCUCACUGAAUUAGCAGGGGGAAUUCAAGAUCUUCAUGCCCGUCAUGAUUCAUUCCAGGCCAGUGUUUUGCAGCAGCUCCAAGCCUUGACCGUUCAGAAUCAACAACUCUUGGCUCAGGUGGGGGCUAGUGCUUCAGCCACCAUUUCUAACUCGUCUGAGGCAGCUCUUGAACCAGCUCCAGAGCCCACCGCCCCUGCACUGGAUCCAAGGUUUGAACCACGGGCUCCUUCCAUAGAGAAGUACGACGGCAGCCCUGGGACCUGUAGGUCAUUUUUGACGCUCUGCUCUUUGACGUUUGAUCUCCAGCCCACGUCAUUUGCCUCUCAGCGUUCCCGUGUGGCCUUCAUUAUCACAAAUCUAACUGGAAGAGCACGUGAGUGGGCCACAGCUGAGUGGGAGAAACAAUCCGAGGUGUUCCUCCAGGUGCUCCUGCUGCUGGUCAGCAGCUCCGAGGCCUACAAACCUGUCAUCAUUGUGCACGGACUGUUCGGUGGACCAGGCGACUACAUAACUCUCACUGACUUCAUCCAGGAGGUGGAAAGCUUAAGCUCUCUUCUGGAAGCCAAGCUGAACCAGUCCGAAGAGGGUGCCCAUCUGAUCUGCUACUCUCAAGGAGGUGUGAUCUGCAGAGCGCUGCUGUCUGUGAUCCCAAACCACAACAUUCACACGUUCAUCGCCUUGUCCUCUCCUCUGGCCGGACAGUUCGGAGUCACAAAACACCUCAGACGGUUUUUCCCCUACACAGUUUGUGAAGACUUUUACAGAAUCUGCUACAAGAGCUGGUUCCAGCGGUUGUCCGUCUGUCAGUACUGGAACGAUCCUCAUUACAGAGACCUUUACCUUGAGAAAAACAACUUUCUGCCUCUGAUCAACGGAGAGACCCAGCACAAGGAUCUACCAGAGUGGAAGAAGAACUUCCUGCAGAUAAAGAAGAUGGUUCUGAUUGGAGGUCCAGACGACGGGGUCAUUACUCCGUGGCAGUCCAGUCUCUUUGGAUUUUGGAACGAGAAGCGAGAAGUGGUGGAGAUGAAGAAUCAAGAGUUUUACACCUCUGACGCCUUUGGCCUGAAGACGCUGGACUCUCGUGGAGACAUCUCAGUCUGUGUUCAGUCUGGAGUCCCUCAUGCCCACUGGCACAUUAACAUCACCGUCUUCAACAACUGCAUUAAGGAUUGGCUCAUCUGA